ACGAGGUUGAUAAACAUCCACGUAUUUGUCAUUUUCGCAAGACUGUAAGUAACUGUAGCUUAUGUCUACAAAAUAACAUUAAAAUGCAACCAGGAAACAACCCAAUGCCACUACAAGACGACCAAGUCUCUUGGUGGUUCAAACUCUUAGCUAGAGGUCUCGGAACUGUCGGUGGAAUAGUGGCAAUGAUACUGGGUAUCGUUCGAUGUUUAACAUUCACCCCUCUGUGUCUAGUAGGUGGAAUACUGGAACUGUUCCUAGGCUUCAUGGUUGUUGUGUUAGAGGCCCCAUGUUGCUGUCCGUUCCUGGACUUCAUUGACAAGAUUGGAAAAUUCUCAGAGUCUCGGCCAUUUUGGCAGAAAGGUGCUUUAUAUACAGUUUCAUCCCUUCUACCAAUUAUACUGUGUUUUUCAACAACCACUGUCCUGGGCAGCGCCCUUGUGUUUGGGACUGGAGUUCUAUACGGGAUGAUGGCGCUGGGUAAAAAGGCCAGUAGACAGGAGAUGCUGGCGAGGGUGAGGUCUCAAGACAGUCUGGAGAUGAACGCUGGCCUGGUCAGCCAUGAACAGGUCAACCUCCAUGUGCCCAACUCUCCUAUCAAGUGACCAACUCUCCUAUCAAGUGACCAACUCUCCUAUCAAGUGACCAACUCUAUAUCAAGUGGCCUACUCUAUAUCAAGUGAACAUUACGUUGAGAAAAAUGCUCUCAUAGUUCUCUUAUGUUUGUUCAACACUUUGACCAUUCCUUGUUGAAUUCUGUGUUGAUUUUGGACACACUAUGUAAAUGUAAGGGAUAAGCAGAUGCUACUGAAACAUGGCUUAUUAUUAUUGGAGGAUUUCCAGACUAGAGUGACUGUGUGUUACAUUUUUAAUAUACCACUUUGUGUGGAGAUAUUCAGCGUUAGGAAUAAAUUUUCAGAAACUGUAAAUCCAUUAAAAAUUCUUUGUACACUUGAUUUUGAUGGGUAAAAACAAUUUUUGUGAUAAAAUUACAAUAGCUUCUAAAUAAAUUAGUCAUACUGCUUCGUAUUUAAUAUUGUAUAUUAAACCAUUUAGGUACUUUUGAAUUUCUAUUUUAUGUGAAAUUUUGUUUGAACGGAAAAUAGUUAUUCAUUUGGAAUAAAUAAACAUUUCUAUGAUCUAAGUUUAUUCAGGUUCACUUUGUUAAUUUAUCAGAAUAGAUGUAAGAAUGACAAUUUAUCAGAUCUUAUUUUACUAAUAUUCUGAAUGUGAACUUGUUUAUUUAUAAGGAAUAUAUGUUUCAUAUGAUGUCCACAUUUGGGUUGUACAAAAAAUGAACUGCUGAGAAGGUUAAUCAAGAGUCUGUUAGAUUCAUUAUACCUAUCUUAAAUAGUAUGAGGCUUAGUGUUAGUAUAUAUAUAUAUAUAUGCCAAAUUGUAAGUACAUAUUGUAUUUCAUGUUAUGCUAUGUUAUCCAUGUUUGUUGGCUUUCCAUUGUUGACAUUGAGUGGUUCUUUAUCAGAUGAAUACAUAUGCUUUAUAUUCAUGCUUUAGUCCUAAGAUCUGUAAUGAUUUUAAGCUCAUCAGAGAAUACAGUGCUCAAGGUGAAAAUAUUGUCAUCAUGCCCAGUGUAUUGUGGUUAGCCAUGUGUACAUUUUAACAGUUUUUAUACAUAUAGGAUCUGGCGAGUUGUCAUAUCAUACCAUAUUUUAUUCAACGAGUUCGGAUUUUUGUUAGUUAGUGAGCCUUUGGCGAGCUUACUAACGAAUUUCCUGGACGAGUUUAAUAAAAUAUGGUAUGAAAUUACGAGUGUCAGAUUUUUUUUAUCACAUGCUUUUAAAUGAGCAAAUUAAAUAAAUAUGUACGCAAACAAAAUGAUAAAUCCCGAAUGUUGUUUACAUUUCGUGACGUCAUUUGACAUUGCAACGUCAAUUCAGCAAAAUAGCAAAAUGAGAUUGGUCAAUCAAACGAAAAUAAGCCAAUGAAAAUGCUUAAAAAGUAUAUUACACACGUGUAAGAUAAAUAUAUUCGUAAUGGUUAUAUUACAUGGGAAACAGGGUAUGGCAUGUGAUAAAUGAAUUUAUGCGUAUGCAACAAAAUUUAACUGUAUUGUUUAUGUCAGAUGGGUCCAAUAAGAUUAUCCUGUAUGUCCAAUUCAUCAUGCGCGUUCAGACAUUGUUUUAAUUGCAUUACAAUAACAUAAUGACAGAAAAACACAUUUGGCUAUGAAUAAUCUAAAAAUGUUGAGUCAAAUUCCAUGUGAGUAUUUCUUAAGAAAUGUCAAUUAUGCAAUGAUGUUUGUUUUGCAAUAAGAUUAGGUGUGUAUUCAAAUUAUUGUUAUUAUAUUUUAGAUAAAGAAAUUUCUUAAUUAACAUUCAUCAUACACAACUAGAUCCUAUGCCACAAUAUUUACUGAUAUACUGUCUGAUUUUAUAUGUUGACAGAAUUGUGUUAAAUUUCCUGCCAGGUUGUCAUAGAAAUAUAAGUGUGUUACUAAGUUUAAUCAUGAGAGCUUAGUUGGUUAUAAGAGUCCAUUGAGAAUAAAUAAAGUAUAUCAUUUAUGUCGGGAGUGGGGAAACUUUUGCGAACAAAAGAUAGCUGAAAUCCAUAUGUUUAAUAGUUCAUUAAUAGCUUUAUGUGAUAUCUUUGUUUUCAGAGUUUACAUUAUUAAUAUAAAAUAGUAAUAUGUGUAAGGUAUUUGAUUCAUUACAAGACUUAACACGUGUACAUGUAUGUAUAAGCUGAUAUGUAAUGAAGCUUUUCAUUAUCUUAAAGUUCUAAUGUGCGCCUGAAAAGGGUAGAUAUUAAAGGCGUCAUAUGUGUGUCUUUCCGUCUGUCUGUCUGUCUCGCUUCUUGUGUAAAGCAAAUCUCAGGAACUAUUGAAGGGAUUCAAUUUGAACUUCAUACUAUGAUAAGGGCUCUAAGGGAAAGUUCAGAGUAAAAGGAAAAUAAAUCUUUUUGGGAUGUAGAGAGUUAUUGCCCUUAAGUAAAUUAUGUUUGGCAUCAGUCACUUAGUUUAAGGUAUUAAGUAACACUUAAGACAUUCAUAGAGAUGACCUUACAAGUACAAGUACCUCAACUAUUUGUCAGAUUUUUUGGAGUUAUUUCACUUAGCAUAUUUAUGUAACGUCUGUUUUGUGUGUGGAUCACAAACUGUUCUAGUAUUGAAGAUAUUUAAAUGAAUCUUCAUAUAAUGAUAUAUGGCAGUGUUAAUUGAUUCUAAGAGAUGUUAAUACAUAAAUCCAUUUUUAUAUUCCCCGAGGGUGGCAUAUAGUUUUUUUAAAUUUCAUCAGUAUGUCCGUCUGUCUGUCCAUCACUCAGUCUUUCCCUCCGUCCGAAAACUUUAACAUUUCCCAUAACUUUUGCAAUAUUGAAGAUAGCAAGUGUAUAUUUGGCAUGCAUGUGUAUCUCAUGGAACUGCACAUUUUGAGUGGUGAAAGGUCAAGGUCAUCCUUCAAGGUCAAAUAUAUGGCUUCAAAGCAGUGCAGUAGGGGGCAUUGUGUUUCUGACAAACACAUCUCUUGUUGUUAUUGUAUAAUUGUUCAAUACUUAACAAAAUUGACAAAUUAAUGCAAGGUGAACCACGCAACAGACACAAGAAGAACUGUCUUAAUUUAUUUAAACAUUAAAAUGUUAUAUACAUUCAAACUAAACUUAAGUUUCUUCUUUGGUUCAGUAUAUUUGCUUCUGUAUAAUUGUAUGUAUUACAUUGGCUUGUGUUGUGAAAGUUGAUAUGUCAAUAGGUUAGGUAAACAAUUAUCUCAGUUUUAUAAAAUUUACUUUUUUGGGGCUAGUGAAACCCCUGUAAAUAACAAUUAUUCAGUUGCUUCCUUCAUUAAAAGUCCAUACAAAAAGACUCCCAGAGCCUUUGAUAAUUUUUGCUAUGACGACUCUCAGCAACCCUUUGGGUUAUAAAGCUGAGAGUUGAAUUAUUGCAACUACUUUCAUUUAUAGAUAUUACUGAUUAAAUGUUCUUGGUGUUGUUCAAAAUAUAAAUUAUUUUCUUCAUAUCUCAUAUAUUUUUUUAAAGUUAUAAUGUUUUAACCAGACAAUAUUUCACACUGAAAUGCAAAUCAUGCAAUUGAAAAAAAAUAAAGCUUCCCAGUAAACUAAUCCAGAUAAAACAGACUUAAGAAAACUAAUAUUGAUGUCAUGUUUUUACU
Molecule: messenger RNA, 4123 nt
Organism: Dreissena polymorpha
Lineage: Eukaryota; Metazoa; Mollusca; Bivalvia; Myida; Dreissenidae
Product: calcium channel flower-like
Exons: 5
Coding region: 84-605 (173 amino acids)
Biological process (GO): vesicle-mediated transport
Cellular component (GO): membrane
Source: RefSeq, a predicted model, not a curated record